Caenorhabditis elegans is the source of this 926-nucleotide messenger RNA. RefSeq names its product NIDO domain-containing protein (gene T23F6.2). Bases 60 to 815 code for a protein of 251 amino acids. The transcript has 5 exons. Lineage: Eukaryota; Metazoa; Nematoda; Chromadorea; Rhabditida; Rhabditidae. The record is from RefSeq and is marked reviewed.
AAUUCGCACCGAGAAGAGAUAAAACAGCUAAUUUAUAUUAGCUUUAGUGGAGGAUUAUCAUGAUUUGCACCUUCUUAUUUUUUGUAAUAAUAAUACAAGUUUGGGCGAAAGCUCCAUACCUUCGAGAUCGUCCCAGAGGCCUUGGACUUUUACAAUUACCCACUGGAAUGUCGGACGAAAGAUCCGGUCCAAUUCUUCCGGGACUAUACAUCGCAGGAAAUAAGGUUAACGAAAAACCUCAGACUGUACCAGAUGUGCAUCUACCCGGUCAGCCAGCUGUUUUCUCUGGAAGAUCCGCAUUCAAUCCUUUCACCCAUAUGGUUUCCGCAGUGUACGCUGAAGAUUUGUCCGAUGGUUGGGGAGCAGGAAUGGCUGUUAAUGGAGUAAACAAUCACGGCUUGAACGUUCGAAAAAACUUCGACUCGUACGCAGAUGUGCCUUUAAACUUGAACGACGGAAUGUACCAGCCAUUCAUCUCAGCGUUCACCGUCGGAGGAGAAUAUGAUCCAUCGAAGAUUCGCGAAGUAUCAGGAUCUAUGGAUCUACCGAUUCCUGGAGUCAAUGAGCUAUUCGAUUUGAACGGAAGAAUUAUGACCAAGCACGCUCUUAUUGUAAACGGAGCCAUCGAAUUCCCACUAACACUUUCGGAUCCAAAUGAGAGAGCUCCGUACACUUUUAAGUACGCUGUGUGGGCUCCUGAUCGUCACAUGGCUUAUGGUCACGUCAUGCCGAAUGUGAAUCUGUUUGUGAUUGGAAAGGAUAAAAUUAUGGAACGAUUGACUCAGAAUAGAUUGAACCCAACUAUGAUCGGAUAAUAAUUAUUUUUUCUUUUUUGAAUAUUUAAUUGUACAAAUGUACAACCUUAAUAAUUUUUGUAUAAUAAUGGUGAGUAGCUUUAUCCUGAAAUAAGAACACAAAAUUUGAAC